Molecule: messenger RNA, 1068 nt
Organism: Staurois parvus
Lineage: Eukaryota; Metazoa; Chordata; Amphibia; Anura; Ranidae
Source: the annotation of a GenBank genome assembly
CAGAUAAUCAGCACCAUGGAAACACAGGCCAGUAAUGGUCCCGGCAGCGUGGGCAUCCUCAACGGCACAAAUGGGGCCGCGGACGAUAGCAAAACCAACUUGAUCGUCAACUAUCUUCCACAAAACAUGACACAGGAAGAAUUCAAGAGCCUGUUCGGCAGUAUUGGAGACAUUGAAUCUUGCAAGCUGGUCAGAGACAAAAUUACAGGUCAGAGCUUAGGAUAUGGAUUUGUAAAUUACGUGGAUCCCAAUGAUGCAGAUAAGGCCAUUAACACCCUCAAUGGGCUGAAGCUACAGACUAAGACCAUUAAGGUAUCCUAUGCUCGGCCAAGCUCUGCCUCCAUACGCGAUGCCAAUCUCUAUGUGAGCAGCCUUCCAAAAACUAUGAAUCAGAAGGAGAUGGAGCAGCUUUUCUCACAGUACGGCAGGAUCAUCACCUCUCGUAUUUUGGUUGACCAAGUCACAGGUAUGACAGGGGUCUCGCGAGGAGUGGGCUUUAUCCGGUUUGAUAAGAGGAUAGAGGCUGAGGAAGCAAUCAAAGGGUUGAAUGGGCAAAAACCACUGGGAGCUAGUGAACCAAUCACAGUGAAAUUUGCCAACAACCCCAGCCAGAAAACAGGUCAGGCCUUGCUUACCCACCUUUACCAGACCACAGCCCGGAGGUACACAGGACCCCUUCACCACCAGACACAGAGAUUCAGGCUGGACUCUUUAAUAAACAUGGCGUAUGGAGUCAAGAGGUUCUCUCCUAUCACCAUUGACAGUGUUACCAACCUUGCUGGAGUCAGCUUGACUGGUCCCACUUCUGCGGGCUGGUGCAUCUUUGUCUACAACCUCUCCCCAGAGGCCGACGAAAGUGUCCUGUGGCAACUGUUUGGGCCAUUCGGAGCAGUGACAAACGUGAAAGUAAUUCGGGACUUUACCACCAACAAGUGCAAAGGCUUUGGAUUUGUCACCAUGACAAACUACGACGAAGCAGCCAUGGCCAUUGCCAGCCUGAACGGAUACCGGCUUGGAGAUAGGGUCUUGCAAGUGUCAUUCAAGACCAGUAAACAGCACAAAGCAUGA